Molecule: messenger RNA, 879 nt
Organism: Elaeis guineensis (African oil palm)
Lineage: Eukaryota; Viridiplantae; Streptophyta; Magnoliopsida; Arecales; Arecaceae
Source: RefSeq, a predicted model, not a curated record
AUUUUUCACCUUUUUAUCAUCGUUUUUGGAAAAAUGCAAAACGUUCAAGCCGCAUGUCCCUACCGCCAUAGAUGAAGUCGGCAGACUCCAAUGCCGGCUUUAACAUCGAUGCAAUUAGGGCAACCCAUCCCGCUACGUAUCCACCUUCAAAUUACAAUCGAAGGGCUGAUGAUGAAUUGUCUCCCAUAUUAAAGCACCUCUUUUAAAGACCAUCCCAAAAAUCUCCGUCUUCCGCCGUCCAGCAUUGCCGCCGACCCUCGCCAUCCUCCUCUCGUCUUUCGCCAAAAGGCUCAGCAAGGAUGGUGAGAGUUAGUGUCUUGAAUGAUGCUCUCAAGAGCAUGUACAAUGCCGAGAAGCGUGGAAAGAGGCAGGUGAUGAUUAGACCAUCCUCAAAAGUCAUCAUCAAGUUUCUUCUGGUCAUGCAGAAGCACGGAUACAUUGGCGAGUUUGAAUUUGUGGAUGACCACAGAGCUGGUAAGAUUGUCGUUGAAUUGAAUGGGCGGUUGAACAAGUGUGGUGUAAUCAGUCCACGCUUUGAUGUGGGUGUCAAAGAAAUUGAGCCCUGGACUGCAAGGUUGCUCCCAUCACGGCAGUUCGGCUUCAUUGUUCUGACGACAUCCGCAGGCAUCAUGGACCAUGAGGAAGCUAGGAGAAAGAAUGUUGGUGGCAAAGUGCUUGGCUUCUUUUAUUAGGUUGGUUGGAGGAUGUAAUUUGGUACUCAUGGUUCCUCUCAUAGAAGAUUUUGGAAUUUGAUGGUUAUUUUUGUUCUCCUUGUCCGUUUGCCUUGGAUCUUUUCUUCCUUUUGACUGCAAUUGCAAAUUCAACCUAUCACUUUAAGAAGAUAAUUUCUUUCCGUCUAUUACUGAUAAUUGUUCAUGA